Molecule: messenger RNA, 663 nt
Organism: Volvox carteri f. nagariensis
Lineage: Eukaryota; Viridiplantae; Chlorophyta; Chlorophyceae; Chlamydomonadales; Volvocaceae
Exons: 4
Coding region: 1-663 (220 amino acids)
Source: RefSeq, a predicted model, not a curated record
AUGUCUGAGAAGUCGCUGCAAGCUCAAGCCGAUGCGGGGCGCCUUGGAUUGCAACGGCAACUGUCUAUCGCACUUCCUUAUGGCUUCUCCUACCCGUUUUUGCUGCAUGGGUUGCAUCUGCUGAUUGCCUAUUUGACACAUUCCUGUUGGGCGAUCCUUGGCGAUGGAAAACGGACGUCGCAUUUGCACCAAAUUUGCAGAGUAGCUGUGGCUGUGCUGACCCGGUGUAAUCGCUCCCUGUUCCCAAACCGGAAGGCGGGAACCGAAGUACCAGAGAACCCACGCUUCAAAAAGCCCCUCAUCGACAUCACAGGGUGUCGAAGCGAUUACGACAUCAGCGGGUAUGACAUCCCGUACGGCAUCACGCGGAGUUGUCAGCGCUGCUGGGGGCUGGGGCCCGCAUUCCGACAUGAUAUGUGGAUGGUGCGGCUUACUGGUACUAUAACUGAAUUGGAUGGGGUGGUUACUGUGGGGACAGCCAAGCAGGGUGGAGAUAGCAGUAAAACGGCGGUGGUGGCGGUAGUGGAAGUUCAGAGGCUCGAGGACUCUAACAGCCAGUCUGCUGUUGCUGUCGCUGCAACCAUUAAUUGUGAAGACGGCCCGUCCCCUCGAAGACUGCCGGCGCUGGAUCGACUGCUGGUGCUGCCGGCGGCCACGGGUUGA